Funneliformis geosporum is the source of this 244-nucleotide messenger RNA. Lineage: Eukaryota; Fungi; Glomeromycota; Glomeromycetes; Glomerales; Glomeraceae. The record is from the annotation of a GenBank genome assembly.
GUUUUCAAAGAGUGCAGUAUGGAUCAAUGGUUAUGGUUACGAAAGUACAUCAAGUGAUAAUUGCCCAGUAUAUGUUGGAGUUAACCCAUAUGACUAUAUUGUCAAUUACAAUUCUAAAGCGGCACCUCGAAUUGGAGCAUCAGUAACCGUUGCACUUUCAAUAUACUAUGACUGCGCUACAGUUGGAAAUGAAUACGCUAAUUGUUUAAGUUGCGAUGUUAAGUAUCAAACAUACUACCAAUAA